Molecule: messenger RNA, 816 nt
Organism: Pisolithus orientalis
Lineage: Eukaryota; Fungi; Basidiomycota; Agaricomycetes; Boletales; Pisolithaceae
Exons: 4
Coding region: 119-541 (140 amino acids)
Source: RefSeq, a predicted model, not a curated record
UAACUGUUGGAUGGUGAUCCGCUCGGUGCAUAUAUCUUUCUGAAGUCAACGGGCCCAUUGCUAGGGGUUGCAUUGGUUAGAGUUUGUGUAAUCAGCACGGGUACAGCGAUUAGAUUUGAUGACAAGGAGGCGCUUGUUGAUUAUCUCCUCCCUUCAGGCCCCAGGUGUAAUGGAUAGAAUCCAGCAGAAACUUGCAACAUUACGUGCAGAAGCAGACCAGGCAAUCGGACGUGCAGAAAAAGCGGAGCGCACAGUCAAAGAAUAUGAACAGGGCAUCCUCGAAAGAGAUCAGGAAAUCACUUCGUUGCAGCACAAGUCAUCGUCCCUCGAGGAGGAAUGUGAUCGUGUAACGCAACGACUCCGGGAGAUGCAAGAAAGGGUAGAGGCAGACGGUCUCGAGAUCGAGCGCAUGACACGUCAAAUGAAGUACCUAGAGCAAAAAUGCGAUAAUUUGGAAACAAAGUACGAGGAAGCGGUCGCCAUGUAUAAAGCGUCCCAAGCAGAACUGGACGGUCUUCUGAGUGACAUGGGUAAUAUCUAGAUAGCUCUGAAUUUCUCUCGACCCCGUUUUGACGGUUUUCUCGAACAACUGGCGCAAGCUAAUAACUACCUUGCUACAUUGUCUAUCACGCUACACGUAGUUUCGCGGGGAACUUCAUGAUAGUCCCUGGAUGUGAUCUGAAUGGGGAGAAGGAACGAUUUUACUUGCAUCAACGUGCAGGUGCAACGACAACCCCCCCCACUGGCUACAUGAAUUACUCGUUUCCCUUGAAGCUCAACGAGACAGAGUUCACACAGUGACGUUCGUCAGCUGAA